AUGGGCCGAUUUACGAAAGCCCCUUCAAAGCCUACUAACAAGUCCAAGUACACUAGCCGUUGUAGAGUGCCAAGAUGCGGAAACUGUCACGCCCAUCCCGUGAACAAAGCCUUGACCAAAACUAAAGGAAAUCACAAGCAAAAAGAAGAGAUAUCAGACUUUUAUUUGAAGGGAGAUCACAAUAAGUCUGAAGAUGUAGGAGAGGUAAAUUAUGAUUCUGAUGGUGGAGCUGGAUCAGACGACGGAGAGGAGCAUAUUUGUCUGGUAGGCGAUGACGGUGAUUGUGAAGAUGAAGGAAGGGUUUUAGUGGAAGGAGUUUAA
Phalaenopsis equestris is the source of this 321-nucleotide messenger RNA. RefSeq lists its product as uncharacterized. The coding region runs from base 1 to 321 and encodes 106 amino acids. NCBI's taxonomy places the organism in Eukaryota, Viridiplantae, Streptophyta, Magnoliopsida, Asparagales, Orchidaceae. The record is from RefSeq and is a predicted model, not a curated record. The transcript has a single exon.